Messenger RNA from Rhagoletis zephyria (snowberry fruit fly), 7129 nucleotides. RefSeq names its product Rab3 GDP-GTP exchange factor (gene Rab3-GEF). The record is from RefSeq and is a predicted model, not a curated record. Gene Ontology annotation, cellular component: cytosol. Gene Ontology annotation, biological process: regulation of Rab protein signal transduction; regulation of apoptotic process. Lineage: Eukaryota; Metazoa; Arthropoda; Insecta; Diptera; Tephritidae. Gene Ontology annotation, molecular function: guanyl-nucleotide exchange factor activity.
UUAAGAAACAGUAUCGCAUACUUAUCGCCUCCACACAAAUCAUAACAUUAUUUUGAAGGGGCAAUAAAUUUGCAGCAAAGAAUUGGCAAAUGGCUGAGCAACAAAAACUUUCGCUUUGCCCACGCUUGGUGGACUAUAUGGCGAUUGUGGGUGCACGCAGCACUCCGCCCAUGCCGAAGGGAUUGUCUGGCAAUAAAACGCCACCCGUGCAGAUUCCUGAGUUGUUGCGUCGAUAUCCACCAACGGAUCAUACCGACUUUCCACUUCCCCUUGACAUGGUAUACUUUUGCCAACCCGAGGGUUGCACUAGUGUAGGACCCCGCCGAACUGGGUCCGCCAUUCGCGAUAUGACAUCCUUUGUAUUUGCGCUCACUGACAAGGAUUCGGGAAAGACCCGAUAUGGCAUCUGUGUAAAUUUCUACCGGCCCAUAGAACGGCAUUCAGCUAAUGCAGAACGAGGCGCCUAUAGUGCAAACCAUGGCGCUGUUGGACUGGCACAAAGCAAACGAGGGCGACACAGCUCCGCCUUUCGACGUGAGUCCUGGCGAAAGAGCAUGGAACGCAGCUCGGAUUCUGCAUUUAGUAGGCAAGUUGAUUCUAUAGUCUCUCACUCUCAAACUCAUCCCAGCACAAGCAAACACAGUUUUGACAACAGCAACAGCAAAGCAAACCAAUCUAAUCAAUCAAAUUCGUUAAUCAUUAACUCACAUGAUGCUAAACGACGUAUUUUUUGUAAUAGUUACGGCCUCUUAACUUCUUCUAGCGACUACAGAAGUAACGUCGCUCCUAGUGAUUCGGAUCGUGAAAUGACAUCACGUCGUGAUUCGGAUCCACCGAAUCACCACCAUUCAUCGUCUUAUGGUCACACACAACAACAGCAACAUAAUCUACAACAGCAGGUGCCAAAGCUGGGUUUAAUGGCACCGUCUGCGGACUCCGAGUCGGGCGGUAGCCAUUCGCCAUCGCCACGCGCCUCACGAAAACGCACGAAGCUGCGAAAUCAGUCGCUAACUUCGCUCUGUAUCAUCUCACAUCACCCAUUUUUUUCAACGUUUCGCGAGUGUUUAUUUAUACUAAAGAAGCUGAUCGACGCCUGCAACGAGUCCUCGUCGCCAAAGCGUUUGGGUGCCUCGCAAAAGCUAAAUCGUGACAAUGUGUGGACGGUGCUCACGGGACAUGCCACAGAGGCUACCUCAUCCAUCGUGUUGCACGAUGUGCGCGAGAUCGAAACAUGGAUCUUGCGGCUGUUGUCCACACCAGUACCUGUACCUGGUUCCACGCGCGUUGAGGUUGAGGUGUUGUCGCCUACAGUACACGAACCUCUGCUCUUUGCGCUGCCAGAUCACACGCGUUUCUCGCUCGUCGACUUCCCAUUACACUUGCCGCUUGAGUUGUUAGGCGUAGAGACGUGUCUUAAAGUCUGGACGCUGAUAAUGUUGGAAAAUAAAGUACUAUUUCAGUCACGCGAUUAUAAUGCGCUCUCCAUGUCGGUAAUGGCGUUCGUCACGAUGCUCUAUCCAUUGGAGUAUAUGUUCCCCGUGAUACCGCUACUGCCGACAUGUUUGAGUUGCGCCGAACAACUGUUGCUGGCACCGACACCUUUCGUGAUCGGUGUGCCAGCAACAUUCCUAAUGUACAAGAAAAACUUUCGGUUGCCGGAUGAUAUCUGGGUGGUGGAUUUGGACUCAACAAAAUUGACACCGCCUACAGGAGGCUAUGACGAAAUUCCACCAUUGCCAGAACCUGAGGGCACCAUACUCAAGAAUCACUUGAAACAAGCUAUGCAACUUAUGGAUGAAGCUGGACUUGGUGCGCUAUCUUCUAUGUCGGCUUCCAAUCAGGCCAUAUCUGCACAACAACUUAUGCCGUCGGUACGCGACAGCCUUACAGAACCAACACUUCUAGGGGUUUCGCAAGUCCGCUUGCCACUGCAGUCGCCCACACAGUCCGCGUACGCAAGCCAACGCAGCUCAAUGUCGGCGCAGGGCAGCCACUCAAGGCAACCCAGCCCAAUGAACUCACCAGCAUUGAAUCCAUUUAUUUAUGGCACGGAUGUCGACUCAGUUGACGUCGCUACGCGAGUUGCAAUGGUUCGGUUCUUUAAUGCCCAAAAUACUCUCGCCAAUUUUGCCGAGCAUACUCGCACAUUGCGCCUCUAUCCACGUCCCGUGGUCGCCUUUCAGAUCAACAGUUUCCUACGCUCACGUCCACGUGCUUCACAGUUCCUCAAUCAGUUCGCACGCACACAGGCCGUAGAGUUCCUUGCUGAAUGGUCACUGACCCCAACUAAUGUUGCCUUUUUGCGCGUACAAACAGGCGUGAUGGAUCCAGCUCAGGUUGGGGAUAAGCCAAAAUGGUUUGCUCACCAGCUUACCCCUAUACGGUUCUCCGUAUGGGAUGAUGGCAGCUCACUAAAUGGUGCACUCCGUUCACUGAAACAACUCGAAUGCCAGCCAACGGAUGAAAGUGGUUCCGACUCCGAGGGUGCUGAAAGCUCAAGUUCCUCUUAUUCCUCGCUGAGUGACUUUGUAUCGGAAAUGGUGUCUUCAGACCUGUCGCCGAGUAACCACGAUGUUUUUGGUGCACACAAUCGCCCACAUAAUGUGCCGCAAACGCUUUCAUCAAAUCUAGAUCCAGCAUUAGUUUAUCAUCCACCAAGUACUCUACAAUACCCGGAAAGUAUGUCGCACAAAGUAGAAGUUAACGAAGAUGAAGAAGAUCAACGUGCUGAAUCGCCACUAUCGUCGUCGUCGAGUCGUUCCGAUCUGAGUUCCCCCAGUCGUGAUUCGGAAUUUGAAUUCCCAGCAAAAACUGCAGGCCCCUUUGAUUUAGCUGCACCAGCCGCAAUACGCCUGGAGGCAACAAUCAGAGCAGCAAGUGUUGAUAAAGAAGCCACAGAGUCGGGAGAACCUAAAAAGUCGCCAGUGUUGGCACACAAACAACAACAGCAACAACACCAACACAGACAUACCGGUGAAAUGGAGCACGCAGGUGUUGAAAAGAAACGUCCACCCCCAAUAACAGCACCAGUCUCCAACAUUCUCGCACGCACCGGCAGUUCUGGUUCAAGCUCAAGCAGUCCAGGGCGUCAAGGUUCACAGGGAUCACUUUUUGAGAACUUCGCCUCGCACGCAAAGGAGCUGGUGCGUGAAACGACGCGUCAAAGCAGUCAGGAGGGACUACUGGCCCAAGUGGAUAAGCAACAUUCUGUGGAAGGUAGUAUACCAGAAGAGUUUGACGAAAAAAUGCGACACACUUUUGAAAAGUUUACGCUGCACGCUAAGAAAGCUGCCGGAGAAGCAUCCAAGCAAGCUUUAGAAGUUUCCAAGCAGGCUGCUGGCGUCAGCAAACAUACCUUCGACGAUUUGACCUACGUCAGCAAGUCCACCAUUGGCGAUCUUACGAAAACUGCUAAGGAAGCGGCAACCAAGAAGGGCAUCAUUAAGAUGGAAGAUCAUAGUCAUGCACCGGGGCAGCAAAUUGCUACACAAAAACAAAUGCAAGGCUCCGGCGGCAACUUUUUUUCAUCGAUUGGCAGCGACUUCAAUGGAAUUGCCUCUUCGACGUCCACCAUGUUUUCAGGCAUGUUCGGUGGCAAAAAGAAUCAGCAAAAGCAACAACAACAACCCCGCGUACAUCAGAGUGCUGGCAACAUGCAGCAAAAAUCAAAAGCGGGUGUUAAUUUCGACCCAUUUCCAAGUCGAAAAGGUCUAGUAGAACGCACACCACUCAUCAAACACUCUGGGCCGGGACAAACGCAGGAAGACAUCACGCGGCAACAAAAUCAAGAACGCUCGCACAGUAAUUCAGAAAAUCAGACCUUUUUGAAGGAUGUCAUCACACAGGUACUAGCCGGAGAGGGUGUUGGUUGGUUGAAGAUGAAUCGUUUAAAAAAACUAAUGGAAGACGAAUCCUAUCGUACGUUGGUGCUGAGUAAACUCAAUAAAACUUUGGACAAGAAAAUUAUGCCAGACGAUCACAUAGACGAUGUGUGUGUUCCAAAACCGGUUUGGAAAGGCAUGUUAAAGUGUCUACAGGCUCUAACAGCUGGAUUUGAGGUCACUUAUUCCAAUUUUGGGCUAGGUGGCAUGGCGUCGGCAUUUCAAAUGAUGGAGAUCGCACACACUCACUAUUGGAGCAAAGAGCUUAAUGAAACUACCGACAUGUCUUCGAGUUUGCUAUCCAGUCAUGCGACAAGUCCCAUGGGAAGCCGUGAGAAUCUCCGUUCUCCAUCAAGUCCUAUGGAUUCGAACUCAGGUUUGGGCAGCGAAUGGGCAUCGCCGCAGGAAUCGCGUAAAAGUUCCUCACAAACUGAUCGUGCUGGGCACAUGGUUGGCACAGCAGCGACUUCGGCUGCAAAUAGGCGUAUGUCUUCGGCCGACAGUCAGGAUGGACAGUCGACUACGGAGAUGUUUAAGGAUAUGCUGGCGCAAAAGCGGACAGCACUUUUAAGCAAGCUUACCUCAUUUGACUCGGACGGUGCCGGCUCCACAGGUGCUCUGUCAGUUGUUAGUGAUCUCCUACCUGCUGGUAGCUUGAAUGUACGUAUGCCCGCUAGUUGUCGAUCAACGGUAUCCGAUACCGAAUACGAAAAUACUACAACGUCAAAGGACUCAAAACGUAGCUCCGGCAAUAUUUGGUCUGGAAAAUCAACGCUCAGCGCUGGAUUUAGGUAUACAGGCGGACAUUUGAUUAAUACGUCUUCCUCUCCAUCACCUGAUACUCCUAGAGUGUACCUUUUUGAAGGAUUGAUUGGACGGGAUCGUUCGAAUUUGUGGAACCAAAUGCAAUUCUGGGAGGAUGCCUUCUUGGAUGCAGUGAGCCAAGAACGCGACAUGAUCGGAAUGGAUCAGGGACCCAUCGAAAUGAUGGAGCGUUAUAAAGCACUUAGCGAAGAGGAACGUAAACGGUUAGAGCACGACGAAGAUCGACUACUCUCGACAAUGCUGUACAAUCUCACUGCCAUUUUGGUAAUGUUGGGCGUUAACAAAGAGGAAAUACGUCGUAAGAUCCGUCGUCUUUUGGGCAAAAGUCACAUUGGUUUGGUUUAUUCAACCGAAGUGCACAAUGUCGUAGACCAAAUAAAUAAUCUCAAUGGCAACGAUAUCGACUUAAAGCCGCUUGGGUCGAGACUUCUGCAUCACCAGAGUUUCACCGUACAUCCCGGUUCUGAUGCCAACGGCCCACUUCUAUUCAUGGAGGUGCGCGACGAUGGUCUAGUGGUACGCUCCGUUGAUGGCACAAUCGUAGAACGUUGGUUCUAUGAGCGCCUUGUAAACAUGACGUACUCCCCUAAAACUAAAGUACUCUGCCUCUGGCGUCGCAAUGGUGGACAAAUACAACUCAAUCGCUUCUAUACUCGCAAGUGCAGGGAACUGUACAACUGCAUUAAGGAGGCCAUGGAGCGCAGCGGCACACCGAAGAAUGUGCCAGAGUUGGGUGGUGAGUUCCCAGUGCAGGAUAUGAAUACCGGCGAGGGUGGCCUAUUGCAGGUGUGCUUGGAGGGAGUUGGUUUGUUAUUUUCUAACAGCAAGGAUUUCGAGUUUUUCGUGCGCCUAGACCACAUAAGAAAAUGUUUCACACAGAAAGGUGGCGUUUUCGUUUUGGAGGAGUAUAAUCCCAAAACACGGCAUCUCAUACAAAGGAAGUACAAAUCUAAGCUGGCUGAUCAAAUUUGCUAUGCUGUGCUGUGCGUUUUCUCGUAUGUCGCGGCUGGGCAAGAACAAAAGAAAAAUCCGGUUGUUAUCACACCACAAAUCCAGGACAUUCAUGCGCAACAAAAGCAACAACAUGCUCAACAGCAAAAGCAAUUACAACAACAACAACAUCAACAACAGCAGCAACAACCUCAUCCAAGUAGUAGCGGCGCCACUAGCCCUCGCUCUGGUCCACAAGUGGCCUCACUAAAGCAAACACCUCAAUCGGCUAACAUCAAAUCGCCAUCAACGACAACACAUUUGCCGCCACAACAAGGGAAUGGCAGAAAUACAACGAUUACCACACGCCACACUGUGCCGAUGCAUAAGCCAUCAGUUACAACGGCCACCGUACAGCCGCAAGCGAAAUUACCACACGUUUCGGUCGCUUCUCCAGCAACAAUCACCGCCACACCAAUCAUAGUAACAACGACAACAAGCAGCACCGUGCAUGAACAUCACCAACAAAUCAGCUAUCAACAAGUGCCAUCCACUUCACCUCUACAACAGCAACAAACACAGCCACCACACCAUGCGGCCUCACAUAGUCCAGUAAGUCGCACCAGCAGUAGCGGCAGCGCAACUGGUCCCUUACCCCAGUUACCACCACGCGUGCCCUCACAAACUUCCACCGAGAGUUUGCAUACUUCACCGCCUGUGGCCAAGUCUCGAGGUCCUCCAGCGGGUCCACCUCCCGCUAUACCACCAAGAACCGGUACCAUCGCACGCGCAGGCUCCUUGCAAGUACAAUCCUCAGUGGCCGCGACAUCCUCAGCAGCCAGUAGCGCGCUGUCGGGGGCGCGUAACUUUGUGCGGCAGAUAUCCGCUAGCUCGACGCCUCCACAAUACACUCCCCAAGCGCCACCGCCGUUCGUUAUACCUAAGCGCCGCACCUCUUUAUCGCGGGCCUCGUCAGUGCUGUGUACGGGAGCCGCUAUCAGCGGAAGCGGCAGCAGCCAGCGGCCAUCAUACGGUAGCAUAAAUAUGGGUGCUUCCCAACAGCAACAGCACUACUCUCAGCAACAGCAGCAGCAGUCCCCGAGCGCCGCUACUGGAAACAAACACUGACGAAGAAGUUCCUUCUUCCGAUUCAGCGGCGGCGGCGGAGCAACCGGUGGUGGUGGUCACUCAGGUGUCGAACCGCAACCGCGCGAAGUCUGUCGCACCAUCUGCAUUCCAUGGCUCUGAAAGAGUGAAGCGGAAGUCAAAACAGACAGAGGAAACAUUUCCAAUGGAAAACGUUGGUUGCUUAACUUCUAUACUACGUAGCUGAGCUUCACACGUAAGUAUUCUGUGGGAAAAGCGAAAAGUAGUAAAGUUUAUUUUAACUGAAAAUAUGGAAAAUUUGUAAGAUAUUAAUUUAAGCAUGCAAGUAUAAGAAAGCUUUGAACAUACAUAUGUGUUUUAUGAAAACUUAAUUUUAUUUAGAAAUU